AUGUUUCCGGGGUUCAGAUGCUUUCAGAGGGGAUGGCAUUUCUUAAGAGCUGCAAAGUCAGCAAGCUCUUCUUUUCGUGUAUUCGUUUAUCGUGCCCUGCCGCGGAAUCAACAGCACGGCGAGUUCAUAUAUUCACUUAGAUCUGGUGCCAUAUCAUGUCAAACAUUGCCAUUUGUUCAGUGGUCUCUGAGCAAGGUGUGCCACUUUCUGGUGAUCUCCUGCUUGCUGGGGCCACUUGGAUGGCUCUCUCAACCUCCCGGCGUCCAAGCUUACAAGAUCACCGAGCCGCCCAUCAGUAUCACCGAUUCGAAGGACCCGACACCGGCCCGAAAGGUGGAGCAACUCUUGGAGAACAACUUGGGGCAUGAUGCAGACGAAGCGAAUGCAAUACCUCUGCCGCACGAGGAAGGUAACGUCAGCGAUAGCAAUGCCACCAACGGCAUCGAAAGCUUCGGCGACCGCAACUGGGAGUUCCUGCUGCUCAAGGUGGCACAACUGGAGACGGUGGUGCAUUUGCAGCAAGCCGAGCUCACCGCCGCGCACACCGAAAUCGAUGCCUUGAAAGAGCACGUUGGCUUGGACGUCCAGCACAUCGCGGUGGCAAAGAAAAAAUCUCGUGAUCCCCAAGCUGCAGGUGAUGUUCUUAAGACGGUCUUAGACAAGCACCAGCGGCAGCGCGAGACACGCAACUACGAUCCCGAUGCCCACAAGGAGAGUUGA
Symbiodinium sp. CCMP2592 is the source of this 720-nucleotide messenger RNA. Lineage: Eukaryota; Dinophyceae; Suessiales; Symbiodiniaceae. The record is from the annotation of a GenBank genome assembly.